AUGCACGGUGCUCUCAACAAUGAGCAUGGCGAGCAUGGAGUCAACGGCUCAUUCGAUGCAGCACUCGCUCGUCAAGUCCCCUCUCGCCUAACAACUGGAGAAAGCAGUCGAAACGAUGAGCUGCAUCUACCCUCAACUGGUUCAGCUGCCGCCGACACGGCCGGUUCGAGAAUGGGGUCAUUUUCGUUCAAGCAGAGACCGCGCGAUGUCUCGACAGGACUCAGCAGUAUGCGCCGUUGGCUUGGUCGUGAGUCAUACCGGAAUAGCUCGACGUUUUCGGCGCGGUAUCGGGGAAGUGGCAUGCCAGAGGGCUGGGAACACCCGGCACGGUACUUGAAUGUAUCGCAAAUAACUGUGCCAUCGAUUUUGCCUGCCGUACAACCUGUACCGCAGUCGACACCUAUACCAAUGCUCCCGUAUACGGUGCUAUGUCUAUUAAUUUUUGGCGAAUUCAGCUCAUCAGGUGUGGCUGGACCGUUUUUGUUUUUCAUGCUGAAUGAUUUUCAGCUGGGUGAUGAAAGUCGCGUCGGAUUUUGGGCUGGUAUUCUGUCGUCGAUUUUUUUCUUCGCCCAGUUCCUGACGUCGCUCAUGUGGUCGUCUGUAGCUGACAAACACGGACGCAAGUAUGUUUUGCAGAUGUCACUUAUCGGCAACUCACUCUCGCUUAUUGCGUUUGGUCUUGCGCCGAAUCUCCAACUCGCUAUUCUUUUUCGACUUGCCCAGGGCUUCUUUAAUGGUGCCGUCGGCGUUGCCCGAGGUGCCGUGCGAUCACUCACUGAUGAGACAAACGAAGGUCGCGCAUACGCUCAAAUGGGUUUUUGGUGGGGUAUGGGUGGUAUUGUCGGCCCCAUUCUGGGCGGUGUCCUAGAGCAUCCAGCUAUCAAGUUUCCCUGGCUGUUUGGGCGUAGUGCGUUUCUACAUGCGCAUCCGUAUGCCCUCCCGUGUAUGUUUGCGGCGUCAAGCACUAUUCUCGGUGCCAUUCUGAGUUUCUUUCUCGAGUCCGAUGCACCGACCGCCACGGGUAGGAUUCGACUUAUGAGUGACCAUGAAGUUGGGCACGAACAUGAGCACGAGACCGAUCCGAAUCGUAGUGCUUGGUCACUUGCUAGCUCAACAUGGAGCCGGAGUCGCAGGUCGCAUCAUUGGCCCCAGGCGUUUGGUCCGCGGACGCGUCCCAUCUCGUCUGGCUCAGCGUACGGGUACCAGGGGGAGCCAGCGCGUGCGCAUCGUGAAUCGAUGCUGCGCCGCAUGUCUGUCGUAUCAUCAGCAGCACAUCCCAGCUCGUACUUUGCAGUUCCUCAUGAUGCCGGACAUCAUGAUGUGCCUCACGCUGAACUCGACCAUGAGAAUGCGAACCCACGCGCAUCACUUGUUGAGCGUUUUGUACUUGCUAAUGACGACACUGUUCUUUCGAUUACCGAUCUUUGGGUGGCUGCAGCAGCCAACACAGAGGACGUGCCGGAAGACGAUGAUCGGAACACGAUUGCAGAGGCCGACGAAGCUGAAGAAGAGGACGACGAAGGGCAACAUCAUUCUGAUGCAGAACACAGUGCACCUGCUGAUUUGCCGACGACAUCGAGCAGCGAAACACGACCUACGUCGACACUCUCAUCGACAUACGUGCCGCCCAUGCAUUUUACUCGAUCCAACAAGCUGCACCGGAUGAAUGGCCAUGACACAUCUGCUGCGUAUAGGCGCCCAUCAUCUGCUGUGAACGCAGCGGAGGCUGACGAGGAUGUCAACAGCCAUGCGCAGAGUGGUGCUCUCGACAGCGUGGACAGCACAACGGCGGAUGUGUCCGCGCCAAAUGUCUCACCAUCGCCAAUCUGGCUCUUGCCUCUGGUGGUGAUUGGCCACUAUGGUGUGCUGUCGUUCCAUUCGUCCAUGUUUGACCAGGUGUUUAUGGCAUUUCUCGUGACGCCAGAGCCAAGUGGUGGCUUGGGCCUCACAGCGUCACAUUACGCGGGACUCAUCGCUGCUAUGACGUUCUGCCAAUUGUUGUUCCAGUUCCAAGUAUACCCGAAUUUUGGUCCGCCCAACGGCUCUCUUUCACACCUGGCCGUACUGCAGUGGGGCGUGUUGCUUUACCUGCCGUGCUACGUGCUAUUUCCGUUCCUCCGCACAUUCCUGUUACCUAAUACUGAUGUGGCUGUGAUGCUUGGUAUGAUCCUAUUUGCCGCGAUUAGAUGGCUUGCCAACAUUCUCUCCUUCACGGCCGUCAUGGUCCUGCUGAAUGCUUGGACACCUGCACACCUUGUGCCACUCGCGAAUGGACUUGCACAGACCAUGAGCAGUUUUGCACGAUGUGUUGGCCCGAUUAUCGGUGGUAUCAUAUGGGCGAAGAGUAUCGAAGGAGGACCCAACGCACAUGCAUGGCCGUUCAAUUUCCACUUCGGAUUCUGGGUCGUUGGUUUGGUUGCUUUAGCCGGUGCUAUUCAUACGCGGUGGAUGCGGGAUGUCAUCAUGAUAUCCUGA
Molecule: messenger RNA, 2475 nt
Organism: Malassezia globosa CBS 7966
Lineage: Eukaryota; Fungi; Basidiomycota; Malasseziomycetes; Malasseziales; Malasseziaceae
Exons: 1
Coding region: 1-2475 (824 amino acids)
Biological process (GO): transmembrane transport
Cellular component (GO): brush border membrane
Molecular function (GO): transmembrane transporter activity
Source: RefSeq, a predicted model, not a curated record